This is a messenger RNA of Phyllopteryx taeniolatus (common seadragon), 5676 nucleotides long. RefSeq names its product LysM, putative peptidoglycan-binding, domain containing 4 (gene lysmd4). The record is from RefSeq and is a predicted model, not a curated record. Lineage: Eukaryota; Metazoa; Chordata; Actinopteri; Syngnathiformes; Syngnathidae. The transcript has 3 exons. Bases 169 to 948 code for a protein of 259 amino acids.
AAUCUCCGUGUUAGUGUGUCCGCUUUGAGGCAACCGUAGAAGAAAGCGGGCUCGCUGAUGUCACUCACGCCAAUAAGUUAGUUAGCCCAAAGUAGCUAGCGCAGUGUUGGAGAGUGUUACGAGUCCGGUGCCUUUUGUCGCCUUUCCCUUUAAGGCUGGUGUUGAAAGAUGCGGCGCGGGGAGCAUGUGCCGCACGCGUUCCAGGCCCCGGUGGACGUCCACGCCAGCGCCGACGGCCAGGUGUACAUGUUCAAGAGGAAAGCCAACGGCACGGCCGCGUCGUCAGACGGUGAAGACGAGGAGGUGGAGGAACUCGGUCUGAUGGAAAUGAGACCUCGGGUGUUCCAAGAGCCCGAACAGGACAGGCUGGGGAAUUUCCACCUGCUGGAACGGGACGUGUUGGACGGCGACAAUCUCAACAAGCUGGCGUUGCAGUACGGAUGCAAGGUGGCAGACAUAAAGCGCGUGAACAACCUCAUACAGGAGCAGGAUUUAUUUGCACUGAAAUGCAUCAAAAUUCCUGUUCCCAAGCACAGCUUUUUAACGGAAUCGCACGCAGACCCGAGUGACUAUUUAGAGGAAAUGCCCGUCAGGGACCAGCCGCACAGACACCAGGUUAUGGACUUCUGCACUGAGGUGGACAAUGACAAGGAGAAGCUAAUCCCGACCACGGACAACCGCGACGUGGAGCUGUUGGAUGAUGGACCCAAAAUAUCGGGCCUAAGAGGACAGAAGGGCCAGGGGGCAGACUGGGGCAUCCAGUGGUGGAACGCCGUGGUGGCUAUGCUGCUCAUCGGCAUCAUCCUGCCCUUGUUUUACGUUAUUUACUUCAAAACCAAACACAGUGGUGCAGCCUCGCCGGCAGAUGGCAGUGUCACGUCAUCUCCCGUCACGUCAAACAACUCCGGAGCCGGCGCCUUUGGUACCGCUGGACCUGAGCCAGGAUAGAACUCCCCCUCUAGAUUGCAUAAAUCCAAAUGUCUUGAACAUCACAUGCAAUACCUGCCUUGUCUUCUGUUAAAGUCGGCCAUUUGCAAUCCAUUGCAAUCAUGUCAACUUAAAAUUCGUCAAUAACAUCUUGCCAGUAAUUGUUACUGUUCUGCAUGUUGUUUUAUGGUAAGUAUUUUUGUGUUUUCGUAGCUAUUUAAAAAACAUCUCCAGCUACAGUGUUGUCCCUCAUAUUUGCGGUUCACUUUCACAACUAUAAGCGUUUUUCUUUCUGUGGAACCCAUUCCCAGCUUUUUUCUGAAAAACUAACAUGACGUUUUUUGUCCUCAUCGGAAACACCCUACGAUUCCACAGGAUGGCGCCAAAGCCCUGUCUAACGGAAAGGUACUGCUGUGGGGCCCGUAUAUUGGCAUCUUGGUGCCAAAGAACUAUGUUGAAAUGAGGAAAGGAGCUUCUAUUCGAGACCAAAGCACUAUUUAUUACAUACACAUUAAUAGUGCCUUAGUGCGGUGUACUGACAUCUAAAAGGUAAUUACAAACAUUUUUAAGGGCAUCAAUUAUUACUGUACAGCACGGGACACCAACAUGGUGCCCGCGGGCAUCGGAUAGUCCCCAAAGACCACGAGGAGUCUGCAGGCCUGCUCUAAAAAUGGCUCACCAAUGAUGGGACAUUGUGAUCUUUUAGGAAUACUGUAGUAGUGAUUAUUUUAAAAUGUAAACACUUGCCGAGAUUUACAGAAAUGAAGUGUUGCAUAUUGAUAAUUGUUUCUUACUGUGUUACAUCAUUGUUGAUAAUUAGUGUGAGAGAGCAAUAAAGCCUCGGCAGCAUCUUGUGGCAUCAUUGAGCGUUUCAGAAAGAGGACAAACUGCAAAUAGUCCGUUUUUCAGCAAAUAACUGAAUAGGUUAGACAGAAAAAAAAACUUGACUGGUGAAUUGUGAAUAUGGGAGGAUACUGUAUCGUGGCUUGUUUUCUAGGAAAUUAAGAGGUGUGUGUAUCAGGUGUUGGCUCAAAUUGCUGUACAUCAUGAGUGUGUUGUAUUUAAAGUUAUGUUUUUAUUUUCUGUGUUUAUAUAUGUCGAUUCAUUUUGCAUUGUUCCCUUGGGCUGGAUUUACACUACAGGUCCAAGUGCCCAGUUCUUAUUUGAAUGCCUAAAUCUUUUCUUUUGGUUUAUUUUCAUGUGCAUUUCAAGUGACCAAACACUUGAAAUGACUUACAUUUUUUUCAAAUCUUUCAACCUAUUUUCCCCAUUCUUUACUAAUCGGCAGCAGAACAAAGUGGUGUGAAAAAGUAUUUGAUCCAUUCUCAAAUUCUUUAUUUAUUUAGCAGUUUCCCCACUUUGUUUAUCAUUAAACAAAUGUAAAUAUCAGACAAAAAUAACCCAGGUAAACAAAGUGCCAUUUUUAAGUGCUGAUUUUUAUAUUAUUAUUCAAUAUUAUAUAUUGAAUAAUUCAAAGCGAUCUGGGCCUGUGUGAAAAAGUAAUUUCCCCCCUUGUUAAAUCAUGAAUUAACUGUGGGUAAUCAAAUUUUUGGAAAAGCUGAGUUCAUUUUCACUGACCACACACAAGCCUGAUUACCUCCAGAUCUGUUCAACCAAGAAAUCACUUAAAAAGAACCUGCCUGACAAAAUUAAGUUGGGUAAAAGAUCUCAAAAAGCUCCAACAAAAUGUCACGAUCCAAAUCAAUUGAAGAACAGAUGAGAAAUAAAGAAAUCAGUUUGGAAAGGGUUACAAAGGCAUUUCUAAAGUUUGGUGACUCCAACAAACCAUGGUGAGAGCCAUUGUCCACAAAUGACAAAAACAUGCAACAGUGAUGAACCUUCUGUAGGCCUCCGUUAAGGUGAGGAAGAGUGGGCUGAAAUUUCUCCACCCAGAUGUGAAAGAUUCAUUGCCGGUUUAGUUGGGUUAUCUUUUUCUGAUAUGUAUAUUUCUUUGAUGAUCUUAAACAUAAAAAGUAAGGAAACUAUGCAAAAAUAAAUAAACUUCAGAAGGGGACAAAUACUUUGUCACAGCACUCUAGGUUGGUUCCACCAAAAACAUCUGAUUCUGACCCCAGAAAAAUUGAGAAAAUUAGAUUUAUGUAUGUCAAGCAGAGCAGAACUAUUUCUUGAAGCAAGCCCUGUAUCUGCAACUUCUUCCUCCUCCACCUGCUCCCACACGUCACUUUGCAGUGUAGAACUUUACUAGCCUAUGCAUGAAAUUCAGGGGUUUUACACACCCCUUAGUUUCUGGCUCUGUACCGCACACGUUGAAUAUGCACAGCUGUAACAGAUGUGUGAUGUAACAAACAAUUUGGACCAGUUCAGCAACUUUCGGAUGAAGGGGGUAGUAUGUUAGUCCCACCCCAAGUUAGUCCUUACCUACAUAACCUUCUGGAGCGUCUGCUGUUGAUCCAGAGGGCAACCACUCUGGCGAAUCCGGGUCAAGUUCGCAAGGGUCCCGGAUUCAGGAGAGGUGGGCUGAGGUGAACUGGAUUGUCAAGGAAUCUCGCUACGUGGCCCGGGGUCAAUCAACAUUUUUUUUUUUUUGUCACGGCACUCAUCCCCAAAGUGUCAUCCUUUCUUCGUCUCAAUAUUCUCAGUCCUUUUUCACGAUCGAGACACUCAUUAGUUUCAUCACAACACAUACUCUGUGUGAGUUGUUUAUACUGGUCUGAUUUUCACAUUUUUGCCAGUUUUCUGUCUGAUAGUCUCAUCUUUUCAUGACUUUCUCUGCUUAUCUCUCAUUCAAAGCACUGCUGCCAUCUACUGGCAUCUGUGUGUCAUCACAGUACAGUACAAGCUUGCAAUUCGCAAACAAGCUGCGCCACACCCUCCUUCACCCCCUCCCCAGUCAUAAACGAACUUGAUGUCUCUAGGGAGGAUUCUCAGUCAAGACAAUGGAUGGAUGGAUGUACUACGGCAGUGAUUAUUUCACGUACCACAAGGAGCCCACUUUCCACUUUGGGAAUCAUUGGUCUAUACUGUUUGUGUCAUUUAGAUUUACAGAAGGUGUCAUUUAUAUUGUUUGUGCAGAUGUGGGUGUUUAUUAUCACCAACUGGCAUAUUUUGAUGACAUCAAGCUGGCAUCAAGGCGGAUUAACCCACCUGUGCAUUUACACGGAACUCGCAUUGGCAGAGACCCAAUUAUGCAUCAGAUCUUUAUCAACAUUUGCAAGAAAGCUGAUUCCGUUCUGAAGAUAUUCAAUUCCGUGAAUUUUUUCGUUCGUCUACGUUGCCAUGACUCAUCCCAAUUGCGUCACUUGUUGUAUGUAAUGUAAAUCCAGCCUUGUUGCUCGUGCCGAGUCGACCGGAAUGGCAUGCCAAACGUGUGAACUGUGUUUACAAAAGCACAAUUCAGUGCAAUAAUGUACAGUGCGUACGGAAAGUAUUCAGACCCCCUUAAAUUUUUCACUUUUUAUAUUGCAGCCAUUUGCUAAACUCAUUUAAGUUAAUUUUUUCCUCAUUAAAUGUACACACAGCACCCCAUUGACAGAAAAAAAACUGAAUUCUUGAAAUCUUUGCAGAUUUCUUAAAGAAAAACUGAAAUAUCACACAGCCAUAAGUAUUCAGACCCUUUGCUCAGUAUUUAGUAGAAGCACCGUUUUGAGCUAAUGAGUCUAAUGAGCCAUGAGUCUUUUUCGGAAUGAUUUUUCACAGUUUUUCACACCUGGAUUUGGGGAUCCUCUGCCAUUCCUCCUUGCAGAUCCUCUCCAGUACUGUCAGGUUGGAUGGUAAAUGUUGGUGGGCAGCCAUUUUCAGGUCUUUCCAGAGAUGCUCAAUUGGGUUUAAGUCCGGGCUCUGGCUGGGCCAUUCAAAAACCGUCACAGAGUUGUUCUGAAGCCACUCCUUCAGUAUUUAAGCUGUGUGCUUAGGGUCAUUGUCUUGUUGGAAGGUGAAGGUGUCUCCCUGUCCCUGCAGCUCAGUUUGGCCAGACGGCCAGCUCUAGGAAGGGUUCUGAUCGUCCCAAACGUCUUCCAUUUAAGGAUUAUGGAGGCCACUGUGCUCUUAGGAACCUUAAGUGCAGCAGAAUUUUUUUUGUAACCUUGCCCAGAUCUGUGCCUUGCCACAAUUCUGUCUCUGAGCUCUCCAGGCAGUUCCUUUGACUUCAUGAUUCUCAUUUGCUCUGACAUGCACUGUGAGCUGUAAGGUCUUAUAUAGACAGGUGCGUGGCUUUCCUAAUCAAGUCCAAUCAGUAUAAUCAAACACAGCUGGACUCCAGUGAAGGUGUAAAACCAUUUUAAGGUUGAUCAGAAGAAAUGGACAGCACCUGAGUUAAAUAUAUGUGUCACAGCAAAGGGUCUGGAAUACUUAUGGCUGUGUGAUAUUUAAGUUUUUCUUUUUUAAUAAAUCAGCAAAAAUUUCAACAAUUACGUUUUUUCUGUCAAUAUGGGGUUCUGUGUGUACAUUAAUGAGGGAAAAAAUGAACUUAAAUGGUUUUAAGAAGUGGCUGCACUAUAACAAAGAGUGAAAAAUUUAAGGGUGUCCAAAAACUUUCCGUACCCACUGUACGUGUGAUGUGUUUCCACUUUUUAGUUUGUAACUUAAAGAAUAAUAAGUUAACACAGGGUGCCUUAAGCAUUCACUGCUAAAUUAAUAUUCUGAAAUGUGCACCUUUUUUGGACAUUGUAAAACUUCAGGGAGUUGUGAUUAUAUCUUAACAAAAUUAGCCUUGAACAUGGAUAUGGCUUAAUGACUGUUUUUUUUUAAUGGUUUUCAAACUGUUGAGUAAAUAUUGAUUAUAAAUAUUGA